Messenger RNA from Colletotrichum higginsianum IMI 349063, 1797 nucleotides. RefSeq names its product Isocitrate lyase. The transcript has 2 exons. The record is from RefSeq and is a predicted model, not a curated record. Gene Ontology annotation, molecular function: methylisocitrate lyase activity; isocitrate lyase activity. NCBI's taxonomy places the organism in Eukaryota, Fungi, Ascomycota, Sordariomycetes, Glomerellales, Glomerellaceae. Gene Ontology annotation, cellular component: mitochondrial matrix. Bases 1 to 1797 code for a protein of 598 amino acids.
AUGAGAAGGGCUGCCGCGCGGGCAGUUUCCCGUAGGGUUCCUCUCCCUCGACCAACCUCGACCUCGGCCAUCGCCCUGCGCUGUAUCUCAACUACACCUAGAAUGGCCCAAGCCCCCGCGAACCCAUUCUCCUCCGGUUCCCCGCCCAGCGAUGCCUUCCAAUUGCUGCCCGAGUCCAAGAAGGCCGGCGCUGCCGAAGACGAACUGUACGAAGCUCAGAUCAAGGAGGUCGAGGCAUGGUGGCAGUCGCCAAGAUACCAUGGCAUCAAGCGACCCUAUAGCGCUGCCGAUGUCGUCUCGAAGCGCGGCUCGCAACAUCAGUCGUAUCCCAGCUCCGUCAUGGCGAGAAAGCUCUUCAACCUCGUCAAGGAGCGGGAGGCCGAGGGGAAGCCCAUCCACACAAUGGGCGCCAUCGACCCCGUUCAGAUGACGCAACAAGCUCCUCAUCAGGAAGUUCUCUACAUCUCGGGCUGGGCCUGCUCCUCCCUCCUCACGUCCACCAACGAGGUGUCUCCCGACUUCGGCGACUACCCCUACAACACCGUGCCGAACCAGGUCCAGCGACUCGCCAAGGCGCAGUCGAUGCACGACCGGAAACAAUGGGACGCCCGCCGGAAGCUGAAGCCCGAGGAGCGCAUAGAGACGCCGUACGUCGAUUACCUGCGACCCAUCAUUGCCGACGGUGACACCGGCCAUGGCGGCCUGUCCGCCGUUCUUAAGCUCGCCAAGCUCUUCGCCGAGAACGGCGCCGCGGCGGUGCACUUUGAAGACCAGCUCCACGGCGGCAAGAAGUGUGGGCACCUGGCCGGCAAGGUCCUGGUGCCUAUCGGAGAGCACAUCAAUCGGCUCAACGCCGCCCGCUUCCAGUGGGACGUCAUGGGCUGCGAGAACCUCGUAAUUGCCCGCACUGACUCGGAGAGCGGUAAGCUCAUCAGCAGCGCCAUUGACGUGCGCGAUCACGAGUUCAUCCUCGGCGUCGCCGACCCGGCCAUCGAACCCCUUGCCGAGACAAUCCAGGCCAUGGAGGCCAAGGGCGCCGCCGGCGCCGAGAUCGACACUUUCGAGGCCGACUGGGUCAAGAACACCAGGCUCGUGACCUUUGACGAGGCCGCCAUCGGGCACAUGCAGAAAGAGGGCGUCUCCCAGGACAAGAUCGACGCGUACCUCGAAAGGGUGCGCUCGGACCGCGAUCUGGGCAUCUCCCAGCGCCGCAAGCUCGCCAACGAGCACACGUCGACCCCCGUCUACUUCUCAUGGGACGUCCCCCGCACCCGCGAGGGCUUCUACCACUAUCGCGCCGGCAUGGACGCCGCGACGAAGCGCGCCAUCGCUUUUGGUCCGUACGCAGACCUCUUGUGGGUCGAGACGGGCGACCCCAACGUUGAGGUCGCGUCGACGCUCGCCCGGUCCGUCCGAGGGGUGUACCCCGGCAAGGGCCUCGUCUACAACCUCAGCCCGUCAUUCAACUGGAUGGCGCAUGGCUUCACCGAUGAGACGCUCAAGAGCUUCAUCUGGGACAUUGCCAAGGAGGGCUUCGUGCUGCAGCUCAUCUCCCUCGCCGGCCUACACUCUAACGCGACUAUCACGAACGAGCUCGCUAGGGACUUUAAGAAGGACGGCAUGUUGGCCUACGUCAACACCGUCCAGAGGCGCGAGAAGGAGGGUGGCUGCGAUGUCUUGACGCAUCAGAAGUGGAGCGGCGCGGGCUACAUUGACGGCAUCUUAGGGGCGAUUCAGAGCGGCAGCUCCAGUAGCAAGAGCAUGGGUGAAGGCAACACCGAGAGCCAGUUCCAUUAG